CUGAAUAAACCAACAUACAAAAUGUAAUAACAUUGGCUUCAUUUAUUAAUCUAUGAUGAAUACAACGUGCAAAUCAAUCGAAUUUCCACAAAACGUCAACUCAAUCAUUCGUAUCCAAUCAAUUUCGAGGUCAGAUCAUUAUAAUAUCAGUGAGUAUCAAAAAAUAAGUGGCUUUGUUUCAAACUCAACUGUUGUGCACUAUAAAAUGAAGAAUUAUCUAUUAAAUAACUAGUUUACUUAGAUACUUUACGCUUGUUACUCCCAGUGGAGCAUAGGCCACCAACUAGUAUUCUUCAACCCACACUGUCCUGAGCCUUCCUUUUUAGUACUAUCCAAUUGUUAUUCAUUCUUCUCAUGACUGUCUCCAUAUCUUGAUGUAAUAUGUUCUAUGAUCUUCCUCUUCUCCUUUGACCUUCAGGAUUCCAGGUGAGGCCGUUAUCUAUUGAACAGAUUGAUCUACCUAGAAUUAAAUGAAUACAAAACAGAUCAAUCAACCACAUGGCAAUCAAUCUUCAUUAGCCUAUGCAACAUGUUUCUAUUUCAUCAAUUUCAUCACUCAUUAAGUAGUAUUGAAUCGAUGUGGAUUGUUAUCAUUCAAAACUACAAAACUACAUAAUCAAACAAUUAGAUUCCUUUAACGAGUCACAUGUAUUACAGCAAGUAGAAUUAGUGAAAACUAAAGAUACACAAAUAUUUUACAUAGUGAAUUACAUAAAUGACUAUCUACAUCACACAUAACAUACAUACAUACAUACAUACAUAUCAAUCUAUCAAAAGCUGAUUCACAUUGGUUAUACGUAGGCUAAAUUCAUUCAUUAUUACUUUCACUCAAAAUAUAGGCUCAUUGGAAAUCAACAAAAAUGACAUGAUCACAGCAUGGAUGAAAUUGCAUUAAAAAUUUGCAAUUUGCAAAUGGAUAAUAAAAUAGAAAGGGGAUUCAGAGUGUGUGUGUGAGUGCCAAUUCCCAUCGAAUUCAAUAUCAUGUAUUGGUCAAUAGUUGAACGAUAUUCAAUAAAACUGUUCGUUUUCUUCAACUGCCUUUUUAUUACAAUUGGCAGUAUAGUGGUUGUAUAUGGCAUGAAAGUACCAACCAAACUAUUUGGAUAUAAGAGGAUUUUGCAAGCAACUAUACCACCCAUCUUCAUAACUGCUACUUUCUCAGGAAGUCUCGGUAUAUUAGCUGCAUGUAUUGGAAUAUUAGCAAUAUUAAAUAAAAGAAACAUCAUCAUGUAUCUGCAUCUAUGUACUUUGACCAUUGUAAUACUUAUGGAAAUAGGCAUAGCAUUGACAUCCUCUUUAAUGAAAGAUCAAUUCUUCACUGAAGCUCAUAGUUCGUUAAAUACGAAUGUUAAACAAUAUUGGACAAAUCUUCGUUAUCGAAUAGAAUUUGAUAAUUUACAAACAACAUUUCGUUGUUGUGGGGCUGAUUCAUCCAACGAUUAUCCACAUGUUAAACAACUUAUACCGAUUUCCUGUUUGUCUGGAAUAAAACCAUAUUCACUGGACCACAUUUAACAAUCUGGUCAUUGAAUAACCUCCACCGAUACAAAUGGAUCAGUUAUGUGAACACAUCAAUAGACGUUUCAAAGGAAACACAGUUUUUGGUUGAUUUAUAGAAUGAACAUUACUUGGUUUUUGAAUGCAGUGCUCAUAUCUUACUCAACAGACUUUCAUAAGGAAGAAGAUUAACUUGUUGUAUAGAUACCUUUCAAUGAAUCAUUUCAUGCAAACUAAAUUCCACAAAUCACUUUCAACAUUUCCAUCUCAAGCUUACCAGUUAGUCAUCAUUCAAUGACUCAUCCAUCUCAUGACUCAUAAACCAAUGUGGAAAUCAAUGAAUCAAUCAAACAUCGUUCUCUAUGGUCAGAUAGAUGAUUCAUUCACUUGUUUUGAAUAUUACAUAACAUUAAGCAUUUGUAUCUUCCCAACUUUACAUAAUUCACUAACACUGUGUAGUUUAUUUAUUUUAACAUAUAUAGGGAUGCAUUGAUGCAUUGAAUGAAUUUGUACAAUAUUAUAGACACAUUCUGAUCUAUUUAUGCUUCAGUCUUGGAAUAAUUCAUGGUAUCUACUUGAUUCUGUCAUUUGUGAUGAUUUGUAAAUCUAAAUAUGGAAAGAUUCGAUCGACGCAGACCUCUUGUUGAAACAAGUCGAAGACUACUGAUGAGGAUUGAAUCUCGGCCGAAAUUUCACAUGAAUAACACUCAAUUAUUGCUGAUAAAAUGCUAUUGAACUAUUACGUAACAUUUCUGAUUGUUUCAUCAAUUUGUAAAUUAAACAUUUUCUCUACCACCUUGCUUUCAUUGUCAAUCAAAACUGUUCAGAGCAUGUAAUAAUAUUUGAUGAACAAUCUGAUGAUGAUGAUGAUCUUUUUUUGUAUCAAGCAAGUCAUUUCUAUUGCCGUUCUUGCCUUCUGUUGCCAGACAUUCUAUUUCUGACUCGCGUUAUCUACUACUUAUGUUGAUAUAAGUAGCACACAUACAACAGAACUCGUAUAAUUUGUAGUAGCUUUACAUAUGCAAAGACUGAAAUAUAUUUUAUAGUAAUGAUAUAAAUACAUUGAUAGGAUGGAUUCAUUGAAACUAAUCAAUAAUUGUGAUAGUAAAUACCAUAACAUGUGCGGCCUGUUUGAGUAUCUGAACUAUCUGUUCCUGCCAUCUAGAUAUUGAAUGUAAUGUACUAACUUGUAAUAUCCAGAACUAUCCAAUUCAUUCUCUUAUGUACUUACUUACUUACUCCUGUUACCCCUCAUGAAGUAACAUAGGUCAUCCAUCAAGAUUCUCCAACCAAUAUUUGCAUUGAAUAUUCUGAGUUUGAUGUUGGCUAGC
Schistosoma spindalis is the source of this 2828-nucleotide messenger RNA. The record is from the annotation of a GenBank genome assembly. NCBI's taxonomy places the organism in Eukaryota, Metazoa, Platyhelminthes, Trematoda, Strigeidida, Schistosomatidae.